CCCCUCCAACAAGAGCCAGGACCAGGUCUGGUGUUCAAGGAACCAGCUUUAAAAGUCGUGGUUUCACUACUUUCGGUCUGGUUUUUCUGUGGCUUGUGGUUGGCUGAAACUUCCGGGCACUGCGCCGGUGAUGGAAUUAGAGUUCUCGCGCGGGGUUUUUGGCUGUUCGGGGACGCCGGCGGAUGAGCAUUGAGGCUCGUAUCGGGGUGUCGGAGGACGGAGGUUGUAGUUCGAUAUACAGGCCCUUGUUCUCUAGCGGGUACGGUGUAGAGGAAUUCAGACUUAACAAGGUUUUGCAAAAGCAUAGAUUGCACUUUCCACUUCUCUCCGUGUUUCAAUCCUCAAGCGCGGUCGACCGGAUCCUGGAUCCACCAGACGAGACAACUAUUGAUAACGGGAAGAGGGAGGGAUCAGCGUUGAUGUUCUCUGAUCGACUCCCAGGUCUAUCCUGCAGCCUCCGAGCUUCAUGGUGCUGCAGUGACAUUCUGUUCGUGCGCAGUCUGCCCACUCUCUCACGAUCGCAUGUCACUUGGAAGUGUGCAGCAAAGUGCAUCAAGGCCUGGUACGGGCGGGUAAGGCGUUCUUCGCGCUCCUUCGCGCUCCGCUGCACACUGUCGGCGGGUUUUGGGUGAGGUGGGGGAUAGAAGAGAUAGUCACACUGCUGAA
Molecule: messenger RNA, 666 nt
Organism: Lindgomyces ingoldianus
Lineage: Eukaryota; Fungi; Ascomycota; Dothideomycetes; Pleosporales; Lindgomycetaceae
Exons: 2
Coding region: 183-632 (149 amino acids)
Source: RefSeq, a predicted model, not a curated record